AGGGCCUUGCGCAUGGAUCGAGAGCUUGUUUGCUGAGGCGUAGUUAGCUCGACGCGCCACCCCAUGUGCCUGUUGACGGCUUCGGUGCUCCUCGCCAUCUGCACCUGGGAGAGCCUCGCCAUCGCGACGGCCGUCGCGCCGCCAUGAGCUUCGAGCGCGACGGCUUCUGCGUCCUGCGCGGGUGGCUCCCGGCGGCGGCCGUCGACGCCCUGCGCGGAGACCUGCGCCGCGCGCGCGCGCAGCUGAAGAUCACGGACGCCGCGCUCGAGGCCGCGGACCUCAACGUCGACUUCAUGGGCCGCGCGUUCGGGGGCCGCCUCGGCGCCGCGUCGCCCGCGCGGCGCGAGGCCUGGGCCUACGCGACGGCGCGGCGCGCGGCGACGGGCGGCGGCGGCGACGGCGCCGCCGCCGCGGAGCGCGCCGUGCUCGGCCAGCUCGCGGCGGCGGCGGCGGAACACGCGGGCUACGGUUCCGUGUAUCUCCUGAGCGAGGUCUUCGUCGUAAAGCCCGCGGGAUCAGGAACAGAAUUCGCGUGGCACCGCGACGACGCGAAGCAGCUGGCGAAGCUCGGCGGCGAGGCCGCGCCGGACCGCUUCUGCUCCACGUGGGCGCCCCUCGACGCCUGCGGCGCGGCCGACGGCGGGCUGGUCUUGCGGUCGAAAGAGACGGGAGAGGACGUUCGGGCGAGCUGCGCGCCGGGCGACGUCGUCGUCUUCGACCGCGACACGUGGCACGCGAGCGGCGCCAACGCCGGUCCCAACGACCGGCGCGUCCACUACGCCCAGUACUCCCCGCGGCCCGUCGAGUGGACGCCGCCGGCCGACGGCGCGAAGCGGCGAAGAGGCGCGCCGACGCCGCUCUGGUUCGCGGUCGCGGCGGCGCCGACGCGCGAGGCGCUCGAGGCGACGCUCGACCGGGCCAACGCGGCGCCGCCGGGCUACCGCGUCGUCCGCGGCGCCUGCGCCGCGGCGCGCUUCCCGCCGGACGAGCUCCCGGAGGUUUCGUGCCGCGUCUUCCGGUCGCCGAAGGGCGCGUUCUGCCUCGACGGCACGAAGCACCCGGACGCGCUCCUGACCCAGUCCAUGGCGCGCGACGACACGCUCGCGGCGCUCAUCCGCGGCGCGGGGGUUUGCGGCGAGGGAGACGCGGCCGCGGGCGUCGCCGAGUACGCGGUGCUCGACGACCUCGACGACGCGCGCUGGGCGGCGCUCGGCCUCCCCGCGUGCCCCCUGGAACCGGCGCGGCGCCGGCGGUCCCGCCAGCUGUUUGUCUCGCGCGGGGCGACGACGACGCAGGUCCACCGCGACGCCUACGACAACGUCUACGUCUGCCUCCGCGGCGAGCGGAACUGGCGGCUCGCGCACGCGGACCACGGGCCCUACGUCGAGCGGUCGCCGGGGUCCGUGUCCGCCGCGGCCGACGGCGCGCUCCGGCGCCGCGUGGCCUUCGGCGAGGUCGCGCUCGCGCCGGGCGACGCGCUCUUCGUGCCGCGCGGCACCUGGCACGCCGUCGCCGCGGCCGACGACGGCGGCCUCAGCGCCGCCGCCGCCUGGACGUACCGCGUCGACCGCAUAGACGAGCUCGCGCCGUUGCUCGCGGGCACGCGCUGCGAGGCCGCGUGCGCGCGGCUCGCGAACGCGUCGCUGCCGGGCCUCCCGCCGCCGGAGCGCAACCUCCGGCGCGUGGCCCGGGGUGGUAAGCGAGGUACUUAG
Molecule: messenger RNA, 1712 nt
Organism: Aureococcus anophagefferens
Lineage: Eukaryota; Pelagophyceae; Pelagomonadales; Pelagomonadaceae
Exons: 2
Coding region: 144-1712 (522 amino acids)
Source: RefSeq, a predicted model, not a curated record